This is a messenger RNA of Leptosomus discolor (cuckoo roller), 1420 nucleotides long. The record is from RefSeq and is a predicted model, not a curated record. Lineage: Eukaryota; Metazoa; Chordata; Aves; Leptosomiformes; Leptosomidae.
GGCUUCCCCUACUGAAGCAGAGAUCCAAGAAGCCAAGGCUCCCAGCCCUUCUAUAAACAGGCAGGCUAGCAUCGAGACAGAUCGAGUAUCCAAGGAAUUCAUAGAAUUUCUCAAGACAUAUCAUAAGCCCGGACAAGAUAUCUAUAAGCAAUGUAAACUAUUUUUGGACACAAUGAAUCAUAAAAGGGACUUGAGUAUUGAGGAGCAAUCUGAAUGUGCCCAGGACUUCUAUCAAAAUGUAGCAGAGAAAUUACAGACGCGUUGGAAAGUGCCCCCUGAAAAAGUUGAAAAAGCAAUGGAUCAGAUUGAAAAAUACAUUAUGACUCGACAGUACAAAUAUGUCUUUUGCCCUGAAACAACUGAUGAUGAGAAGAAAGAUCUUGCUGUCCAAAAGAGAAUUAGGGCUUUGCACUGGGUAACUCCCCAAAUGCUGUGUGUUCCUGUCAAUGAAGAAAUUCCAGAAGUCUCUGAUAUGGUUGUAAAAGCAAUUACAGAUAUUAUUGAAAUGGAUUCAAAGCGUGUCCCUCGUGAUAAACUAGCAUGCAUCACCAAGUGCAGCAAGCAUAUAUUUAAUGCUAUUAAAAUCACAAAAAAUGAACCAGCUUCUGCUGAUGACUUUCUUCCAACGCUCAUAUACAUUGUUUUGAAGGGAAACCCACCCCGUCUGCAGUCUAACAUCCAGUAUAUAACACGCUUCUGUAAUCCAAGCAGGUUAAUGACAGGAGAAGACGGCUACUACUUUACCAAUCUGUGCUGUGCUGUGGCCUUCAUUGAAAAACUGGAUGCUCAGUCUCUAAAUCUAAGCCAAGAAGAUUUUGAUCGUUUUAUGACUGGUCAGACAUCCCCGAAGAAGCAAGAAUCUGACAGUUUUUCACCUGAUGUGUGCCUGGGUGUUAAGCAAAUGUAUAAAAACUUAGACCUCCUGUCUCAGUUGAACGAGAGACAGGAAAGAAUUGUCAGUGAAGCCAAGAAGCUUGAGAAAGACCUAAUAGAUUGGACUGACGGAAUUACAAAGGAAGUCCAAGAUAUUGUUGAGAAAUAUCCAUUAGAAAUAAAACCAAAAAAUCAAGCCUUAGCAGCUAUUGACUCUGAAAAUGUGGAGAAUGACAAGCUGCCCCCGCCACUGCAGCCUCAGGUUUAUGCAGGAUAAUUAUCAGUGUUAACGCUGCAAAGCAUCAUUAACCUCACCUAGUGCUAUCUGCUACUUGGGAAGGGAAGUAAAUUUAAGGCUAAAACUCAAACGAGCUUAAAUCAGUACAUUUUUAAAGGUACCUUUUUUUUGGUGAAGUGUAAUGAAUUGUAUUUAUUUCAGUCAAGUAGAUUUCUAUUAGGCUUUUGUGGGUUUUUGAAAUGAAUUUAAAUUUUCUACACAAACUGGUGUAAUUUUUAAGCAACACUAGUCCAUUGACAUUUUUCCUGA